UAUCUUCUCGCUUAAUCUUGUUCUAUUCGGUUUUAAGAUCCGCUUAAUCUAGGAACUAAUUCGAUAGAUCACGGCUAUUAUUCGCCUUUCUCUUUCUUAAUGCCAACUCCAUCGCUCGCUUCCUCUGUGUUUCCGAUCUAAGUAAACAAACCAAUCCGAGAGAGCGCGAGAGAGAUUUGGGAGCGAGAGAGAGGGGAUUCUAGCUGCUUUGAUUUCCAGGAGGAGGAGUAGAGCGGCGAGGUAUCGAGCGGGCGAUGAGUCGACCCUAUGGCUGAUCGUAGGGAAUGGAAGGCGUGAGGGGCGGCGGCGGAGGAGGUCGGAAGGUAACGCGAGAUGGCGCCGCCGGGGGUGCCGCCUGGGAGAAGUUGGGUGGAUGCAUACAGGGGCAUGUCAGCGGACAACAUCAAGGGUUUGGUGCUUGCUUUGUCGUCCAGUUUCUUCAUAGGUGCUAGCUUCAUCGUCAAGAAGAAGGGUUUGAAGAAGGCUGGGUCUUCCGGGGUUAGGGCAGGAGCUGGAGGCUAUUCAUACUUAUACGAGCCACUUUGGUGGACAGGCAUGAUUGCAAUGAUUGUUGGAGAAAUUGCUAAUUUUGCAGCUUAUGCGUUUGCUCCAGCUAUUCUAGUCACUCCUCUUGGUGCACUUAGCAUAAUCAUAAGUGCUGCUCUUGCACAUAUUAUAUUACGGGAGAGGCUACAUAUUUUUGGCAUUCUUGGCUGCAUACUUUGUGUUGUUGGAUCAAUCACAAUUGUUCUCCAUGCUCCACAGGAGCGUGAGAUUGAUUCUGUGAAGGAAGUUUGGGAUCUUGCUACUGAACCAGCUUUUCUAUGCUAUGCAACUAUAGUUAUUGCAGCAGCAUUCGUAAUUAUAUUUCAUUUCAUCCCUAAGUAUGGGCAGACACAUGUUCUGGCAUACCUUGGUGUUUGCUCUCUCGUAGGUUCCUUAUCGGUCAUGGCUGUCAAAGCUCUUGGAAUUGCUCUGAAGUUGACAUUUUCAGGAAUGAACCAAUUAAUAUAUCCCCAAACAUGGGCCUUCACUAUAAUGGUAGCUAUUUGUGUGGUUACCCAGAUGAACUAUUUAAAUAAGGCACUUGAUACGUUUAAUACAGCAGUUGUGUCGCCAAUAUAUUAUGUGAUGUUUACAUCAUUAACUAUUUUGGCUAGUGUGAUCAUGUUCAAGGAUUGGGAUCGGCAAAAUCCAACACAAAUUGUUACAGAGAUGUGUGGCUUUGUGACAAUUCUCUCUGGGACAUUUCUCCUUCACAGGACGAAGGACAUGGUUGAUGCAGGUGGAACAACAUCUCUUUCUAUGCGACUCCCAAAGCAUGCCGAUGAGGAUGGCCUUACACCUGAGGGCAUCCCGCUGAAGCGGCAGGAAUCGUUGCGAUCACCAUGAUGUAUUCAUUGCUGUGAUCUCUGAUCUCCACCAAAUUUCCACACUUGGGGCAGCUCAUCUGUCACCCUGCAUGUAGGAGAAGUCCUAUACUCUUUUUGCAGUUUUGAAGAAAGUGGUAUAUUUGGAUACCCUACUGAAGCAUUAGGUAUUCACCCCUUCUGGGAGAGAAAUUGGUGCAUAUCUAUGCGGAUAACAGCAGUUAUAGUCUUGAAUGUUUUUAGCUUCAUUUGCCAGGAAGCCCACUGUCUUAAUCUUUGGUUUGGCGACACUCUUAGAUACCAAAACAUUCUAUGCUUUAACGGUGGUGCCUCAAUUUUUAGCAUUGUCCUCA
Molecule: messenger RNA, 1723 nt
Organism: Phoenix dactylifera (date palm)
Lineage: Eukaryota; Viridiplantae; Streptophyta; Magnoliopsida; Arecales; Arecaceae
Product: putative magnesium transporter NIPA4
Biological process (GO): magnesium ion transport
Cellular component (GO): membrane
Molecular function (GO): magnesium ion transmembrane transporter activity
Source: RefSeq, a predicted model, not a curated record